Austrofundulus limnaeus is the source of this 5591-nucleotide messenger RNA. It is a transcript of the gene igdcc4, whose product is annotated as immunoglobulin superfamily, DCC subclass, member 4. The record is from RefSeq and is a predicted model, not a curated record. The transcript has 20 exons. Gene Ontology annotation, biological process: cell-cell adhesion. Bases 162 to 3899 code for a protein of 1245 amino acids. Gene Ontology annotation, molecular function: protein binding. NCBI's taxonomy places the organism in Eukaryota, Metazoa, Chordata, Actinopteri, Cyprinodontiformes, Rivulidae.
GAGAGAGCUACACAGACUCGUUUUUUUUUUACAGACACACACGCGCAUACAUACACACACACACCGGCCGAGACAAAAGCGGAUUCCAGAGUACGCAUGUGAGGGGUGUUUUUAGACGCACGCGCUGCUUCCCCACACUGGUGGAAACCUAAAGGCUGUACAUGGCGGUGGAGAGUUCAGUCUGGCUGCCCUGUCUGCUUCUUUCUCUGUUUUGGGGCUCAUCAAAGCAAGAAAAGCCUGUUUCAGUGGAGCUGAGCUGUGGUGCUGGGCCUAGCCAUGUAGUUUUGGAGCCCGGUUUGCCCCUUUUGCUGGACUGCAACCUGGGGACCAGCGACACACCCUUCAAUGUUACCUGGUUCAAGGAUGGCCAGUCGCUGCCACUGGAGGAGAUCAAUUACCUGCAGUAUUUGUCCAAUGGAUCCCUCCUCCUGCUACCCACCUCUUCAGACCAGAAAUUGGAGGGGAGUUAUAGCUGUGUGAGCGCCAGCACCCACGGAGCACUGACCAGCMGGACUGUGAACUUGCAGCUAGCAAGUCUGUCUCAGUUCUAUCAGGAGCCAUCAUCACAUGCGGUGCCCUCUGGGGGAUCUGCUCGUUUUGAGUGCCAAAUUGAAGGAGUACCYACUCCUGUUAUAACCUGGGAAAAAGACAAAGUGGCCAUUCCUGAUGAGACAAGGUUCAUUUCCCUUCCCAAUGGGGUGCUUCAGAUUCUGGAGGUGGCCAAAGAAGACGAGGGUGUCUACCGCUGUGUUGCAUCCAAUUCUGCCAGGAAGGACAUCAGUGAUGAAGCCAGGCUCAUUGUCACAACAGUCUCUAGCGAUGCCACGAGCCCAGUAGUUAUCAUUGCACCACCUCAGAAUGCUACAGUCAUGCUUGGCCACCCUGCUGUGAUGGAGUGUAUGGCACAAGGUCAACCAAAACCACUGGUGUCCUGGAGCAGACAAGACGGCAAGCCCAUUUCCACUGAUGUGGUCGUCCUCGCUACAAACCUGGUGAUCAGGGACACAAGGCGUCACCAUGCUGGCGUCUAUGUCUGCCGAGCCAACAAGCCCAGGACCAGAGAGUUUGUUACUGGUGCUGCUGAGCUGCAUGUGCUUGCCCCKCCAGUGAUUCUUCAGCCUCCAGAGUCAGUGUCCCUCUCCCGAGGGAAUACAGCCCGAUUUCUGUGCAACAUCUCAGGGGAACCUCCUCCUGUGCUKCGCUGGCUGAAGAAUGGCCAGCUUGUCAAGUCCCUCAGAAGGGUGAAAAUGCAAAGUCCCGGAGUGAUGCUCAUCAAUCAGCUGGCUCUGGAGGAUUCAGGCUACUAUCAGUGCAUAGCUGAGAAUAAGCUGGGCACAGCCUGCGCCACUGCCAAUCUAACRGUCAUUGUACGGGAGGGUCUGCCCAGCCCCCCGCGCCACCUGUCCGCAACACCCUACUCCAGCACCACYGCCCUGCUCACCUGGGAGAAGCCUGAGUACAACUUGGAUCAAAUCAUCGCCUACUCUGUGCACUUUCAACGCACGGCAGGUUUGGACAAUGUGGAGGAUCGGUUUGCUGUGAACAAUGACACAACGGAGUAUCUCUUCAAAGAGCUUCUCCCCCAUACUGCCUACACAUUCUUUGUUGUGGCCUAUUCUGCCAUGGGAGCUAGUCCCCCUUCCCUGCCUGUCACUGUGGAGAUGCUGGAGGACGUGCCAAGCGUGCCACCUCAGCUGACUAUAGCUAGUACAUCCCCCACCGACAUCAGGCUGACGUGGCAUCCACUGUCCUCACAGAACAGUCGAGGAGCUGUUACCCGCUACCGCAUUGAUUACAGCACCUUGGAUCGGGUGAGCACUCUAUUCUCAGUGGAGGUGAGAGGAAACGAGACUCAGUUUACCCUGAGAGAGCUGCAGCCAAACCAGAUGUAUCGUCUGAGGAUAGCAGCUGGAACCGGUGUUGGCUUUGGUAUUCCCUCUGAGUGGAUCCAACACAGAACAUUAGCCCACUCCAACAACACUGACCAAAGCAUGGUGAUUUUUGCUCCUACUGAGCUGAAAGUACGACCCAAAUCGAACACGCUUAAUGUGACAUGGCAGCCCUCGCCGAAUCACACACUGGUCUCUGGUUACAAGCUGUCCUAUCAAGAAGCAGAGGCCGAUGAGUCCUCCAGUGGAAAGAGGACGACACAUACUCACACUAUCAAACUCCGUAAGAAAGCCAGGCACCAUCUGCUCACUGGGCUUGUUCCUGACAGGCAGUAUGAGGUGAAGGUUUGGGCAUUCAACAAGCAGGUAGAUGGAGCUGCUGCAGUGUGGAAAGGAAGGACUGACAAGGCUCAUAACAGGCCUUCACCGAAUCCCUCACACCCCCCUCCAUGGCCUCCCAGCAACAUACACGCCAYGGCCAACAGCUCCACCUCCAUCUGGCUCCGCUGGGAGAAGCCGCGCUUUAGCAAUGUACGCAUCAUCAACUACACGGUGCGCUGCAGCCCGGCAGGAACCACCAACGCAUCUCUGGUUACAUACCACACCAGUUUUGCUCAGGAAAUCCUGCUCGGGGGGCUGAAGCCUUUCACUCGCUAUGAGCUGGCGGUGAAGUCUAAUGGAGUAGACGUGGUCGGACCUUUCAGCGGUACUGUGGAGGAGGCCACUCUGUCCGACCGGCCCUCCACACCACCAGAGGAACUGCAGCUGAGUGCUUUGGACUCCUCCUCUGUGCUGAUGAGCUGGCGCCCUCCACUGGAACCCAACGGUAUUAUCGUCAGUUACAUGAUUUUGCACAGCAUCAACUUCAGUGAGCCAGAGCACUUGUGGAAAAAUCUCUCUGAGGACGGGGUUGUUACCAGUGUGGAAGUCCACGGUUUGUCUGGUGGGACCCGUUACUUUUUCAAGUUGAGAGCUUCUACUGAGGUCGGUCCAGGGCCUUUUUCUCCUGUAAAGGAUGUUGAGACUCCACUGUCCAAAUAUGAGCUGGACAUCCAUGCAGUUACAGGCAUCAUAGUCGGUGUUUGUUCAGGGCUGAUAUGCAUCCUUCUCUGCAUGUGUUUCAGUUUUCGUAACAGCAAAUCCAGGGAAAUAUCCCGAGGUCUGAACUCCACAGCUGUGACGCCUUUGUACAGGAAAGGUGGCUGCUCUGUUCCAGUCAGCAGUCCAGACUGCAGCGAUGGCCAUGAGCUGGAGACACUGAUGUCCCCAGGCAGGCAAGAGUUGGGUCAGCAGCCGGCAGAGGACCCAGAGGCACAGGGUCUGAUGGCAAGUGCUAAUCCAGGGGAAGGGGAGGAUGCCUCUGCAUCUGAACCCAAGGUUGUCUGGAACGGCUCUGUUAGUCAUAACUGGGUCAACAGAAUCACAACAUACAGAGACACUAUAAUAGAAGAUUCCCCAGCACUGAUUAAUGGAGCACUCAACAUGUUUAUUACUGCUACUGGCAUGGAAUUAAACGACCGUCURUGUACAUCGCUGUGCAGUAACCAGGUCGAAGCAGAAGUCAUUGUUCACUCUGAGCUGUCAGACCCUGGCAGGGAGAAAGAGGAGGAGGAGGGGGGUAGCACCAGAGGACCCUCAUUAUCAGAGGACAUUUACUCCCCUUUGAGUCAGCCAAGUUCCCCAGGAGAGGAGGAACCAAUAGAAAAACUUCCACUGGCUGAAAGUCCCUCGAAUCUUCCCUCAAAAACAAUUGUGGCUAAACACAACAGGGAGACAGGAGGCGCAAGGCACCAGCCGACUGCAGGCGCAGAGCUACAGCAGGACACGGCGCUAACCAAUGGCUUCCACUCUCCGAAGACUGUGAAGCCUGUGCUGAGGUCAGAGCAAUUGGAAAAUGGAGACUCCAGACACUGCCCGUCUGCAGCAGGGAAGGCCAUCUCUGCUGGACCUUUUGUCAGCUCUGGCUUUGUCCACUCUACCUCAGCAGCACAGACAUAUCUAUGUCCAUAGUUUCUGCAUGAAGGGCUUCAGCCACACAUAAACAUUUCAGACUGAUUUCAUUCUGCAGAUCCCGGAAGAAUUCAUAGGAAAUAUAUUUUAUGCACAUAGUUAUUGGAUCUCUUUCUCUUCCUUGUGUAGCUUUAUAAGUCUUUUAAAUCAAUCAUGUCGUAAGUGUACAAACUAGAUACAAAUCAUGUGUGUUUGUGGCGAACAGUUCAUGGGUUUUCUAUUUUUGCAGCUGCUCUGUCCUCUCAGUUUUUUUUCCUGUKCAUAAGGAAAACAAGGAAGUUGGAACACAACAAGGCAGAUGGAUGUGAUUUGGAGAAGGCCAGUCUGACUGUCMCACAUGGCUCUGUUUCACGCAGGAAUGAGAAAAAGACAGCAAGCGCAGKAGCAUCUGGGCAGGUUAUCAUCAGUAAUACUGAGGCAUAAGCUUUGUGAAGUAUCUGCACCCUGUGAGAGGGUGGAACAAAUGGGUUUCUCUCCAAUAUCCUGCUGUCUCAGGGUCCAAACUCUCACACAYCGAAACACACACAGGGAUCACAGCCAAUUCCAGCCGUGCAUAAACGCACAUCUACACACAUUUUGACAGAUAAAGAGUCUCAGGUGCCUAAUUAUUCUAGGUGCGUUUACACCCAGUAUCUUUCUAUGGACGAUUGUAGUGUAAGURCUAAACAUGUCAACAUGAAGGAAAAAUGCUUAGAUAGAUGUACAGAUUUGGUGCACUUGAUGCUUCUUUUCUAAUGCGCCAUUUUUCCAUUUAGUGGGGUUUUGUAAAGCAGGGGCGCUCAGUUUUAAUAGUUUAAUAGAAAGAUCAAAUCGAAUCCCAAAAUCAAGGAAAUUAAAUGUUAAUUUUGGUCUUGUUUUCAUUAGGUGUGAGGGGAGAACAAAGAGAGAUUUUACAACAAUCCAUCUGCAGACCACUCUCCUGCUUASCUCCUAAAGUUGGGAUGUGCCAACAUCCUUAAUGAUCUCAGUAUAAUGUGCCAACAGCUGAAGCCCCCCCACCCCACCACCCCCAUUUUAAAAAGUAAUGCGUUUUUGUUACAUACUUGCCAAGUUUAUAAUAUAGGAAAUAUGUAGCGGUUUAAAAACUAAAGUUCACAAAUAUUCUUUCUGGUAUUGGAAAAGAACAUUUCUAAAGUUUAUGAAAUCUCACUAAAUAUKUCAUGUGUGCUGCAAUAUUUUCUAACAGUAAGUCAAAAAAAGGUCCUUUGAUCAGGUGUUAUGACUGGUACRUUAUUUUUGUAUAGGUAAGUAAAGCUGGCAGCAGUGUACAGAGASAUUCGGUGCAUCUCUUCUUUGUGUCAACGUCACUACCUCAUUUCUUUUCAGGAAGGUUUUCAAGGUUGUUUGUUUUUAUGUAACUAGCACCUUUGUAUGACAAUCUUUUUUCAAUUUCUCUAAUUCUCUGACCACCUUUGGUAUUUGUAAAAAAAAUAUUGUCUGACAAUGGCUUUAUGGUCUUGCUUUAUGUAAAAUUGAAAAUGAUGUGUUUUCAGUGCAUCGCUUGCUGCCAUGCCUUGCCCCCAAUAGCUGGUGAUAAUGAGGUAUCAUGAAGCAAUGGACAGAUUUUCAGGAAACUUUCAGAAAGCACUUAUUUGAAAUAAUCUUAAUCUGAUAAACCUUUGAGGUCAACUUGUUUCGUUGUGGCCACCACAGCUAUUUGGCAUUAGCAAAUAAAAAAAUGUCUAAAGCUCA